This is a messenger RNA of Clunio marinus, 3327 nucleotides long. The record is from the annotation of a GenBank genome assembly. NCBI's taxonomy places the organism in Eukaryota, Metazoa, Arthropoda, Insecta, Diptera, Chironomidae.
AAUCUACUGUUGUUCAAGAAAUAUAUUUAUUUAUUCUCCAUUUAAUAUGCCACGAAAGGCUAUAAUUAAACGUAAAAGUGAUAAUCCUGGCGAAUCGUCGCUUCAAACAGAAGUCAAGUCAAAGAAGCGUUGUUUCUCGAAUUUAACAAAUUUAAAUUCCGAUGAAAACAUAAAUAACCCGCCAACUAUCAAACAAGUGACAACAAAUACUGAAGCAUUGCUGAAUCCGGAAGAAACCAAAAGCAAUUUGCAUCAAGAUGUCGAAAUAAAACCAUUAUCUAGUCCUUCACAAACACCUAAUUCAGCUUGUCAAAUGAGGAGAAGGAGAGAGGAUUCGACAGUUCUUUUGAAGAAAGCAAUAGCAACGUCCUUCAGAAAUAAAAUCUUAGAAAAUUCGAUAUUAAUGAUGAAAAAAAUCAGAAAAGUCUUGGAAUUAAAUUUCAAAAAUACCAAAAAUCGUCUACAAAUUGUUUCCACACCUCAAUGUCUCUACAAUAUCAAACAAUGCCAUCAAAAUCGUUCAUUAAAUACAAAAUUAACAGAAAGUUCCGUUGAAAAUCAAUUUUUUGCAAAGAAUUUUUUUUCUGAAGAUCGUCACUACCAGUUUAUUUUAUACGUGAGAAACAACAUGUGCAACAAAAGAGAGUUUCCAGGUGUUAAUGUCAUUCGCUGCGUUCUUGAGAUGAUUUUUAAAAUCACCAACAAUGAAACACAAAAUUCUGUCAUUACAACUCAACAAACAAUUAGAGAACUUCACAAUGUCUUCAACAGCAUUUUACAAACAUUUCCAACAUGUAACUUUCGUAGUUCAUACUUGGAGUUACUCAAGACACCAUUUCAAAUAAAUGGAGUUCUUAUGACAUCAACAGAACGUGGAAUUCUCCAUUCAAUGUUAAAUUUGUUAUCAGAUCUGAUGGAAAUGACAGAAGACGGAAAGAAUUCACAAAAACAAAUCAAGACUGAAAACAUUAACAAUUUCUAUUGUUGGGAAGCUCAAGGAGAACAAAAUUCAUCCUUCAAUAACUUUCCUCGAAAUGAGAAGAUUGACAGAAUUUUCAUAGUUCUCGAUCUUCUGGUCAGUUUGCUUGAAAAUGAUCUUGCAAUGUUUACAGUGAAAUUUGUCAAAAAUUCUCGUAAAAGAAUUGAUUGCAUCGAAACUCGUCCAUUAGUAUGUUCGGCACUUUGGGAGACUUAUGAAAGAGUCUUAAGCAUCACUCAAAUAAUCAAGAAUAUAAUUCAAAUGAUGAUCAAUAUGACAGCUUUAAAUUAUCCUAAAAACAAAAUUGAAAUAAUUUCUCGCUUAUUCAAUUUGGUAUGUCAAACAUCGAAUCUUUAUGAAUAUCCUGAAGGAAAUUCCGCUUAUCCAAUUUUUGACACUCUCACAAAUGUUUUAUCACAUGUUGUUUUCAAUGCAAUUGAGAAUUCAAUCUUUUUCAACUUAAAUCUUUUUAAUGAAGUCACUGAUAACAUAAAGUCGCCAUUAGUUCGAAUGAUUUUGACUAAACAUAUGUUAUCAAAGGUUACAAAAUGUGAUGAACAAUUUUCUUUAGCUUCAUCAUCUCAUUACUUAAAUUCUCAAAUCUUUAUGACUUUUGAAUCAGCUUCUCUCGUUGAAAACAAAAAUCUUCAAAAAUAUCCGCUUUAUCAUGUAGAAGAAGUUGAGAAAACUUGGACAAUUACCAAAGACAAUUUCCUGAAGCUUUUGAGACUUUUCGCUGAAAGUUUCGUUAAUUUUUAUUGCAUUCGUGAAGUCAUAGAUGAGAUGAAAUCGGAUAACAAUGUUGAAAGUCCACAAAAUUCAAAUGAAAAACAUUCCAUUAUACAAACUAACUCAACAUUAAAUGAAAUUAAUUUGCAAGAAAAAGUUCAAUUAAGGAAAAUUGACCUUCGCUUGAGAAAGCAAAUUCACAUGAAUUUAAGUCGCGAUACCUGCAUGUUUUAUUACAAUGAAAUUAAGAAUUUCAUGAUGCUGUCAAAGGUCAAAUAUUUGGGAAGCUUACAUUCAAAAGGAUUAUGGGGCAUUAAGCACACUCGAAGGCCUGUAGACCAUUUGGUCACGGUGGCCAAAAACCUUCCCCCAAACAAAUCAUUGCCUUUUUGUAACCUCAUCGUAAAAACGGACGGAGUUCAUAUAGAGACAUUGCCAUCAAGUUCAGCAUCAUCAUCAUAUUCAGUAUCAUCAACGAGAUGGCCAAUCGACACAAUUUCAUACGGUGUACAAGAUUUGGUGUACACACGAGUCUUUGCAAUGAUUGUUGUUAAAGACGAACAAGUGAAACAAGAGCAUCCUUUUGAAGUUCAUGCUUUUGUUUGCGAUAGUCGUGCUAUGGCAAGGCGACUAACUUAUGCAUUAGCUGCUUCAUUUCAAGAAUAUUCUCGAAGAGUCAAAGAAGCUGAAGAAAGCAAUUACAACAAUAACAAUAACACAUUUGAUUCGCCAUUGAAACGAAAGUUUGCCAUAGACUUAAGAUCGCCAGAGGAAUUACUUCAAGAGCAUGAAACAGAAGCUUAACUAAUUGAAUUAGAGAUAUUCACACUUCGACGCCACUUUGAUAAAAGAAUUUGUUUUUCUUUUUGUUUUCCAUUUCCACACAAAUAGUUUUAUAUCAACGUCCAUAAGCUUUGAUCUUUGAUGUAAAAGAAAAUAUUUCCAGACUAAAAUUGAACACAUUAUAGUCAUAGACGAUGCUUUCAAAGUCAUUCCAUAAAUUUUAUGUUUAUAGACAAGAAUAUGUAUUUAUCAACUAAGUAUCUGAAAGUUCCUUUUCUGGCGCCUUGCUUCGUCAGCAUUGCAUCGUUAGCAUAGAAAAUUGAAUACGAAGAAGACAAAAUUUUCUACUCCCACGCGACAUUGUGAUUAAUGUGUAUAGGAAAAUGACGGGAACUUAUAAUCUUUUGUAAUCAUCUUGGAAAAAGUGAUUAAAAAUCAAUUUUAUUCGUCUUCCCAUCGAAAUGGAUUUUUUAUGCAAAUUUUUCCAACAUACAUUUUGUCAUUAAAGAAGUUUUCCCAUUUUUUUCUUAAACUUUUUAUAGUAAUUUAUGAUGAAAGUUUAUUUCUCCUUUUACUGUCGUUUCAAGAGUCAGUCACAAAGUAUUUAAUUUAAUGAGAACACCAAAAAGCUUUUAAAUAAUGUAAAGUUUUGUUAAGUUACUAAAAAUGACAGAAAAUUGAAAUUAAUUUUAAAUUAAUGUGACGUAACAUAUAAACAUGUUUAGAAGUGACCCAAAGCCACAUGAAGAGUUGAGAUCUUGAAACUGUAAUAGGAAAGGAAAAAGAGAAAAUAAAGAUGACGUUUAAGAAAAAUAAGACUUUGUAUUUAGUCAAUG